AGCACGCAUGCGUGUUCAGAUUUUCUAAAAUACCACUAAGAAAGCAGUGUGCUUUCGUUGAUUCUCAAGGACCGCGCAAACUCUGAAUUUGCUGUUUAUAAUGUCAACGAGUGACUUUUAUUUGAGAUAUUAUGUCGGGCACAAGGGGAAGUUUGGACACGAGUUCUUGGAAUUUGAGUUUAGACCAGACGGUAAGCUGAGAUACGCGAACAACAGCAACUACAAGAAUGAUGUCAUGAUCAGGAAAGAGGCGUACGUACACAAAAGUGUGAUGGAGGAACUGAAGAGGAUCAUAGAUGACAGUGAGAUCACCAAGGAAGAUGAUGCACUGUGGCCACCCCCAGACAGAGUGGGCAGACAGGAGCUGGAGAUCGUCAUUGGGGAUGAGCACAUUUCCUUCACAACUUCCAAGAUUGGUUCCUUGAUUGAUGUCAACCAGUCAAAGGACCCAGAAGGCCUCCGCGUGUUCUACUACCUGGUCCAGGAUCUGAAAUGUCUUGUCUUCAGUCUCAUCGGGCUACACUUCAAGAUCAAGCCCAUCUAAGAGGAGUGGAUGGUUUUUUCUCUGUUGGAAAAUGUUUUAUGUUUGCGCCGAUUACAACAUUUGUACAUUUGCUUUUGAUCGAUUUGUCCUUUUUUUAAUUUUAAAUAAAUGAUUGGAAAAAUGCCAUGUUUUAAUAGCCUUGGUUAUCUAUACAUUUUUUAAGUUACUUACUGGAAGCCAUAGCUGUGGUUUGGUCGAUCUUGGUAGUAUGAAAAACAGGUUGGAGAAUUGCACACUACACUCUGUUGCUCUUGCCAUACAGAGGUCAGUUUAUUUCAGUAUUUAGCUGAGCACACAUGAACAGGAAGUUGUUAAAGGUGGGCUGAACUUCCUGAUUUAGCCUCUGUUUCAAUUCUCAUUAGGAAAUGGGACUGAGAAUGAGAUUUUGCGUUCUUUGGUCUGGGUGUUUCUUGAAUGUGUGUGUGUGUUCAAAUAUGGGACGCGUUUGUAUUUUCACUGCCGAAACAGUACACAGUCAGUCACCCUUCUAGAUAACUUGAAACUGUCUGACCAGGUCUUGUCUGGUAGUAGCCUAGACCAGGGUUUCCCAAACUCGGUCCUGGGUGUACGUUCUGGUUUUUGUCAUAGCACUACGCGAGUUUGGGAAAUCCUGGCCUAGAUUUGCUAGCCAUCUUCUUUCGCCAAUUAGACUUUGAAUAGCCUAUCUGUGGAGCUAGUUAAGGACCGUCAAUAAAUAAUGCAAUGUAAAUGAGA
Molecule: messenger RNA, 1258 nt
Organism: Salvelinus namaycush (lake trout)
Lineage: Eukaryota; Metazoa; Chordata; Actinopteri; Salmoniformes; Salmonidae
Product: protein mago nashi homolog
Exons: 5
Coding region: 101-544 (147 amino acids)
Biological process (GO): RNA splicing
Cellular component (GO): nucleus; exon-exon junction complex; catalytic step 2 spliceosome
Source: RefSeq, a predicted model, not a curated record